Messenger RNA from Benincasa hispida (wax gourd), 1105 nucleotides. RefSeq names its product putative WRKY transcription factor 48. Gene Ontology annotation, molecular function: sequence-specific DNA binding; DNA-binding transcription factor activity. The record is from RefSeq and is a predicted model, not a curated record. Gene Ontology annotation, biological process: regulation of DNA-templated transcription. Lineage: Eukaryota; Viridiplantae; Streptophyta; Magnoliopsida; Cucurbitales; Cucurbitaceae.
CCCCAUUUCCCAUUCAUUAUUCCCAUAAUCCCAUCUCCCAAUUUUCCCUCUCUAUAAAAGUCCAAUUCUUCUUCAUUCUCUCUCUCUAGAUUUUUUUUUUUUAUGAUGACGGAGGAGGUGGCAGCAGCUGAUUCAUUGCGAUAUCCGUUUCCUGAUUAUGACGAGAAUAAAAGUCGUAUAGGAUUCAUGGAACUUCUCAGUGUCGAUCAAGAUUUUUCAUUGCAAUUUGAUAUGUUUGAAACAUCGAUGUCUUUAUCGUCUUCUUUGAUUUCAAAUCCUGUCAUAAAUUCCGAGAAUUUGGAGAUUUGGAACCAAUGGCCGACCACGCCAAAUUAUUCGUCGUCGAUCUCGUCCACUUCGAGCGAGAUCGUCAAUGGUGAGCCGACCGAGCCAAAUUUAGAGGGAGGAGAGAAACAACAUCGCCAACCAACUGUAAAAGUUGACAAGCAGUUGAAAACAAAGAAGACUAGUCCAAAGAAGAAAGAUCAAGAACCACGAUUUGCGUUCAUGACAAAGAGUGAAGUCGAUCAUUUAGAAGAUGGAUAUAGAUGGAGAAAAUAUGGUCAAAAAGCAGUAAAAAACAGCCCUCAUCCUAGGAGCUAUUAUCGUUGUACUAGUGUAGCAUGCAAUGUAAAAAAACGAGUGGAAAGAUGUUUGAAUGAUCCAAGCAUUGUUGUAACAACCUAUGAAGGCCAACACUCACACCCUAGCCCCAUCAUGGCACGACCAACCUUCUUUCCUCCGCCCAUCUCGGUCACCCACUACAAUGAUCACUUAUACCAAAAUGGUCAUAGUUCAAAUAUUAUCAGCCACCCAAAAGGUUUCCUACCAUCAUCGUUUUAUCAACCGUGUGGCAUUGCUUCUUCCAAUCGAGCUACUCAAUUGCUUGGUACCACCGUUAAUCAUGGACUACUUCAAGAUAUCACCCCUUCCCAAUAUGAUGGGUUGGCAUGGGGUGAUGGUUCGAUCUUAUCAACUCAACCUAAUUCGAUUGGUCAUGUUUAGAAGAAAUUAUAUAUAUAGUAGUAAACAUGGUUUGUAUACUUAUUGGACUUGUCCAAUGUUUUUUAAAUAGUGUGUCAAUGGCCAUAUUAUAAUUUUUGUA